CAGCAGGGGGCGCCGGCGGCGGUGACCGGCCGCGAUGGCGGAGGCGCGCGUGCUGCUGCGGCUGUCGGGGCGCCCGCGGCCGGCGGGCUUCGCGCAGAGCGUGUGCGGCCUCCUGGGCGGCGGGGCCGCCGGGCCGUGGCCCACGCACUGCGGCCUGCGGCGCGGGCAGCUGCUGCUCUCGGCCGAGCCCUUCCCCGGCGCCACGGCCAGGCUCCCGCUCCAGCGCCCCGCCUUCUGCCCCUUCGCGGCCCUGGACCGGCAGCCCGCGCCGCCGGGAACCGCGCUGCCCGCGGACCGGGACGUGGACCUGGCCGUGGCCGUCGUCCUGCAGUCCAGCGACCAGGCCGUCUUGUUGACACGAAGGACACGCACCCUCCGAGUCUCCCCCAACCUCUGGGUGCCCCCAGGUGGGCACGUGGAACCUGGUGAAGCGCUGCUGGACGCAGGCCUCCGCGAGCUUUGGGAAGAGAGUGGCCUGCAGCUGCCCCCGGACCAGUUCUCGUGGGUCCCCCUGGGCUUAUGGGAGUCCGCCUACCCCCCUAGGCUGAGCUGGGGUCCCCCCAGAUACCACCACAUCGUCCUCUAUCUCCUGGUGGUCUCCCGGGAGACACAGCAGCAGCUGCAGGCCCGGAUCCAGCCGAACCCCAGCGAGGUGAGCGCCGUCCUGUGGCUGGGCCCGGACGCAGCCGCGGCGGUCGCCGUCUCAGAGGACGGGACAGAGGCGCCCAGACAGCUCUCCCAGGACCUGCCGCCCUCCGUCCUUGCCCUGGAACUGGACGAGGGCGGAGAAGCCCGGCCUCUGGCCCUGCCCAUGUCCACGCUGCUGCAGGCCACCCCGGCCACCGCGGACGGCACCGAGAGGGUCAGCACUGGGACCAAGUUCGCCCUCAGGCUCUGGCUGCAGCACUUGGGCAGAGUGACGCCCCUGCCGUGGGACACGGGAGCUCCUGUGGACCCCGGGCCUGCAAAGGAAGAACGGCACAUGGACCCCCUGCCCCCAGGCCAGGCAUCUGGAAAGCCAAGUGCAUAAUCCCCUCCCAGCCCACCUCUAGGACACACAAGAUUCAGUUUUAUCUUUAUUAUGGGUGAGAACUUUGCUACAACUUUGGGAAUACAAAGUAAAAUUACAAGAGGCCGAGGCCCUGGAGGAGGUGGCAGAGGAGACGGACAGCACGCGGGUCCUCCCCUGCAGGAAGGUGCAGUCAGCCGGCCUCAGCACGGGGCUGCGGGCUCUGGCGGCUCGGCCCCCGGCUGGUCGGUAAGGAACACUGUGAACUUAAAUACAUAAAUAGAGAACGAGGCACGGGCCAAGCCUGCUCCCGCUCCUGCUCCCACUCUGCUGGGCGUCAGGGCCAAGGCCGUCUCCUCCGGGAGAUGGACUGGGAAGGAGGAGGAGGGGAAGCCAUCUUUGGAUGUAUUUUGGUUUUCCUUGUUUAUGUACAAAAAAUCUACAACCCAAAAUAGAGUUCUCUGUCCAUGUGUC
This is a messenger RNA of Pipistrellus kuhlii (Kuhl's pipistrelle), 1483 nucleotides long. It is a transcript of the gene NUDT17, whose product is annotated as nudix hydrolase 17. The record is from RefSeq and is a predicted model, not a curated record. Gene Ontology annotation, biological process: NADP+ catabolic process; NAD+ catabolic process. Gene Ontology annotation, molecular function: NADH pyrophosphatase activity. Gene Ontology annotation, cellular component: cytosol. Lineage: Eukaryota; Metazoa; Chordata; Mammalia; Chiroptera; Vespertilionidae. The transcript is spliced from 8 exons. Bases 35 to 1030 code for a protein of 331 amino acids.